Molecule: messenger RNA, 8204 nt
Organism: Schistocerca gregaria
Lineage: Eukaryota; Metazoa; Arthropoda; Insecta; Orthoptera; Acrididae
Product: sodium- and chloride-dependent GABA transporter 1-like
Exons: 12
Coding region: 192-2153 (653 amino acids)
Biological process (GO): sodium ion transmembrane transport
Cellular component (GO): membrane
Source: RefSeq, a predicted model, not a curated record
CCGCUGCGACUAUCGACCGCGGCGUGGCGUGCCGACCCGACGCGCCCCACUUAUCGAUCCGCGGCACGGCGCACGCGCCGGAACGUCGCCGCGAAGGGGCGCCAUCGAUUCGACGCCUCGCGCUGCGGUCCGGUCAGUAUCGCGUCGCGACACCCCGCCGACCACACCGACACAUUUCCAGGGAACGAGCAAUGUCAGAGAGGAUGUACUACUGGGGCGCCGAGAGGAGUGCUGACCCCGACGAGACGUUCAUCGAGUUCUCGGCCAAGAGCGACUCUGGAGGCGUCGCAGGUGACGGCGGCAAGGGGGCGGCUGACGGGGCUGCGGACGCCGUGGUGUCCGCCCCCGCGGUGCUGCCCCCGCCGCCGCCGCCUGCGCCGCCUGUGGGGGUGGAGCCGGCUGGCCGCGAGGACGACGCCGACCGCGGCGGCUGGGGGCACAAGCUGGACUUCCUCUUCUCCUGCAUCAGCGUCUCCGUGGGACUCGGCAACGUCUGGAGGUUCCCCUACCUCUGCUACAAGAACGGCGGCGGAGCGUUCCUGGUGACGUACGCGAUCGCCAUGGUGUUCUGCGGUAUGCCCAUCUUCUUCCAGGAGGUGGCCAUCGGGCAGUACCUGGGAGCCGGCGGCAUGACGCUCGUGGGGCAGCUCGUGCCCAUCCUGCAAGGCGUGGGCUACGCGACCAUGACGAUCGUGUUCUUCCUGGACGUGUACUACUGCAUCAUCAUCGCGUGGACGCUGUUCUACCUGAUCGCGACGUUCGUGCAGCUGCCCAGCCUGCCGUGGGAGGACUGCGACAACUGGUGGAAUACGCGCGACUGCAUUACGCCCGGCACGAACGCCACACUAGUGCACAACAGAACCAACCACACCGCCACCCCGGUGGAAGAGUUCUGGGACCGGCGCGUGCUGCAGGUGAGCGCGGGCAUCGACGAGCUGGGCGGCCCUCAGUGGGAGCUGGCCGGCUGCCUGCUCCUCGCCUGGGUCCUCGUCUACCUCAUCAUCUGGCGCGGCCUCCACCAGAGCGGCAAGGUGAUCUGGUUCACGGCGCUGUUCCCGUACGCGGUUCUGGCGGUGCUGGUGGUGCGCGCGGUGACGCUGCGUGGCGCUGCCGACGGCCUGCUGUACUACGUGACACCGCGGUGGGAGGAGCUGGCGUCGCCGGGGCCCUGGAUAGACGGCGCCACGCAGAUCUUCUUCGCCUACAGCAUCGGCACCGGCGCUCUGCCCGCGCUCGGCUCCUACAACAAGUUCCAUCACAACUGCUACAGGGACGCACUCAUCACGUGUGUGGUGAACACACUGACCAGCCUGGUGGCGGGCUGUGUGACCUUCUCCAUCCUGGGCUUCGUGGCAUCCGAGAAGGGCGCCGAGGUGGCCGACGUGGUGCGUAGCGGGCCAGGGCUUGUGUUUCUCACCUACCCAGAGGUCGUGCUGCAGCUGCCCGGGGCACCCGCCUGGGCUGCGGUCUUCUUCUUCAUGCUCGUUACACUGGGCAUCGACAGUGAAUUCUGCAUUGUGGAGAGCUUUGUGACGGGGGUUGUUGACAACUGGCCUGAUACGCUGCGCCCACAUCGCAGACGCUUCACAUUUGGGGUAUGCUGCCUCAUGCUGUUGCUGGGGAUCCCCAUGGUCACACAUGGAGGUGCAUAUGUCUUUCAGCUGAUGGACUUCUAUUCUGCAAGUGGAAUGUCUCUGUUGUGGGUGUGCUUCUUCCAGACAAUUGCUAUAUCCUGGAUAUUUGGCGCUGACAAGUUUUGUGACUGUGUGCAGCAGAUGAUGGGUGUCAGGCCAGGUCGCUUUUGGUAUGCUUGCUGGGUUUUCUGUGCACCACUUGUGAUGCUGGCAAUAUUCUUGUUCUACUUUAUACAAUAUAAACCUGUUACAUAUGGCAAGGACUACACUUAUCCUGUGUGGGCAGAAGUACUGGGUAUUCUCAUCAGCCUUUCAUCUAUGUUGUGGGUGCCUGCUUAUGUCGUAUAUUACCUAGUCACAUCACCAGGGUCUGUUAAGGAGAAUUUAAUACGAGGCCUCAAACCAAAUAUUAAAUCACGCCAAAAGCUGCCUGCAGCCCAGAAGACAGCAGUUAUUCCAAUGUCUGAAAGCAGUGCUGGUUUGCUCACAAAGAACAGUUCAUUUCUUAGCCAACAAUAAAAAUGAACCUAGUUGCUGAAAUGUGGAAAUGAAUAAGUAAGUAACAUGUUUAAAACUCUAAACUCUUAGAGCUAUUAACAUGUGCAAUAAAAGAUAUGGUGAGUGGGAACAUCAGCAUGAAAGUUAUGAGGCAGUGUUUAAGAUACUGUUGUUCAAGAUGAGCAAUCUGAAAGCACAGCAUCUGUGAUUUGAUAAAAUUUACUACCAUAAAUAUUUGUCAUGAACUAUUACUAAAACACAAUGAAUUUUAAUCACAGAGCAAACACACAUCAGGUAAAAGAAUUUGGUUUUUUUAAAUUAUUGUUAUGAAAUUGUAUGUUCAAUAAUAUUUAUGAUUUGUUCUGUAAAUAUCAGUCUGUGAAAUACUCAUGUAUUUCAGAUCACUGCUUUAAAUAGCAGUUAAUGAUAGUUUUGAGAUGCAGCUGUUUAAAACAUUUCUUAAAUGGGCAGUUUAUUUCUAAAGAGAACAAAACGUAUGUGAUUGGACUCAAUAGCAUAAUAAGUAUUGAAAUUCAGUUGAGAAUGUGACAAAGCAAGAGCUUAAAUGAAUAAAAAUUUUCUGUUGUAUUUUAACCUCUGGUGUGCUCAUCAGCAACCACAGACAUGUCAAAACAAACAUAAACCUCAGUUCUUACCUUAACCCAUAUGCGACAUACUGAAGUGAACUCUCAGCUACAUGUUUUCCUUAUAUAAUAAUAUGUUAAAUUACACAUUUUAGGUAUAAACUGUGUGAAAUUCUUUUCAAGUGUCAUCAGCAGCAGAUUUCAGUUACUACAAAAAAUAAAGUGAAAAUGAAAUCCUGCAAGAGAUUACCAAUGUUUGCCAAUGAGUUGUCAUUUAAUAUUUCAAACAUAAAGGCAGUAAAUCAUUUCCAUAAGUUUCAACUGGAAUAGUUUCCAAAUUUUUCACUUAUAAUGGUUCCAUCUGUGCAAAUGAAGAAUAUGAUUUCUCCACAAAAUGAUACUGCUCUAAAGUUUUUCUGUGACAGACUGAAGCUAUCAAGACCUCAUUCAGUGUAUAGGGAGAUAAGUCCAAACUGUUGCCUAAAAUUUUCCAUUAGACACAGGCAGUACCAAAGCUUGAACAUGAUAACAGUGUCAUUUGAUUCUAAUUUUAAACACUAUGAUAACUAAGGGGGGAAAAUGUACCUCACAACAGUGAACAAAACAUUAAAUGAUGAAUUAUUUGUAUCAAAAUAAUAAAGAAAGGCCAUAGAGACACUUGCAUCCACUAUGUUUCUAGCACUGAUGUUAUGUGAAAAGAAUAAAUGCAAAUGUAAUUUUCAUGUCAAUAAUGCAAAAAUUGAGAUCCAAAUGUAGAAAGACAAACCACAGAAAAUUGAGUGUAUGCUCAUGCUUGCUGGGUACGUAGAUUGGGGAAAGCAUAAAGAUCUGUGAACUGUUGAUGUUUUUAUAUAUUAAUUGAUCUAAUUUGUACAAAAAUUAAUUUAUGAACUUUACUUUGCCAAGAACUACCAGAAAAUUUUUCCAUCACUUUCUUUGUGAAACUUCUUUACAUCACACAGUCUAGUCUGUGUAAAUGAUGUUUUCACACAAUGUUUCAAUUACAAUCUCAUAAUACUUCCAGGCCUCUACCAACACCUUGUCAAACUUUGUCACUUUUUUAUGUUGAUUAAUUUUAUACUAAAUUAGAUUUCUGGUAUCUGUCUUUAUUUGUAGUUAUCAAUAGACUGAAACAAAUUUGAGCAACUGAGACCAUUAGUUUUGGACUGAUGACCCUGUAGUUUUGUCCCUUUCUCUCCAAAUCAAUCAACCACUAGCUACAAUUGCAAAAAAGAGGAAAAGAAAUUCACAGUUUAUUUUCACAUCCUUUGUUAUAAUGAAAUUGAAGUGCCUCCAUAUAGUGGUGUAAAGUUUCAGUUGUGCACAGGUAGUUGUUUAAUGUCACUAUCUCAAGAAAGUUUACGACACAUUACAUGCAUUUGACAUUUUCAAUCAGUUUCAGUUAAAAUCGAUGUUAUGUAAAUUGAAUAUUCUGUAUUAAAUGAACUACUUGUACCUAAUUAUCCCUUUUGAAAUUAAAAAUAAAAUAAUUAAUCUUCCUAGCCAUGUAAGUGAAGUUCUUAGUGACUGUUUCUGGAUUACUGCAGUCAGUGACAAAUAAUGCCCUUCUAAAAGAUGCGCCACAUGAAAUAAAUUUAGAUCUGGGACUAAUUGUUGUGAUAAGCUAAUUAAUUAUUUGAUGUAUGUGUAUAUAACUGAUACUGUUACUGAUAAGAGACCUUUAUAUUUCUUACAACAUUACAUUUCACAGCGUAACUUAUACACUAUUCAUAAAACAUGAGAAUAUGAAUGAAGAAGAUCAUGUAUAACAAGUGUUUCUUGACAUCUGCCUACCAGUAUGUGAAUUUAACAAUAUAUGUUAAUGGGAUCUUUAACAGAAAUAAAUGCAAUAAGGGAAAGGAUGUGAGAGAUGCAAAAGAAGGGACAAUCAUUACAUUCCUAGCAUUUGUUCCCUUGCUGUCAGAAAUAUGAUAGGAAACUGGAAAGGAAAUCAGGGUGCACAUUUUGUAAGGAGAAAAGUUACUCCAGGCUUUAAUCAUGGAAGACAAAGUGCAGGAAAGAACUAAGAAGUAAUAAUCUUCUGAUUUCAUUCCUGCAUUGUGUCAUGUCUGAUUCUUUGUUCAGGGAAAACUUCUGUUUCUCGCUAGCAGAUGUAAUCAGUUCGUUUCUGAACCUUUGUCUUUUUGUUAGUGUGUCCACUUUGUUGAUACUGUUUUACUAACAAUUAAGAAAGUGCUGUUAAGCUUAGUGUUUGGGUCUCAUAACUUGAAGUUAGUAUGCAACACAAUGAGUAAGUAACAGUUACAUUUAUUUCCAUAGUCAGUAGUUAUUUCAGUUUUGCAUGAAUGAUGUCCUAUAAAACAUGACUUACAGCUGACAACCAAACUUAUUAAUGAAAGUCAUGGUAUAAAAAUAAAUAACAAUUAAUAUUAUAAUAAUAUUGUAAGUACUUUGCCAUAUUUUAUUUAUGGUACUUGUAGGGAAAAUGCAUCAGGAACUAAUGUCUUAUUGUGUUUUUUGUCCAUCAGGUUAAUUUCUAUAAGUUCUCAUAGAGUCAGUACAGCAGACACUAAGAUCAUUUUCCUUACAAAUAUCAAAGAGAUAGGCAGCUGGUUAAGAAUAUGUUAUUUAAUAAAAGCCAUGAUUUAAAAACAAACACAUGUUUAAUUAUCUACCUACUGUUACAUCUAAUGUUCAGAAACCUCCAGAGUUGCCAGUUAUGAGUGAAAGAAGGGUUUUUUUUUCAUACGCUUGUUAAUAUCAAAUUAUAUUGAGAACAUGUAAGAGAAUAAUACAACUAAGUAUGAACUUGUUGAAAUGAAUUGCACAAGAAAUGCAGUAUGUGGUUAUCAGACCUGAAAUAAUUAUUCAGCUUCUGUACUGGUAAAGGAUAGAUCCACAGUUGUGUAAUAAAUCAGCAAAACAUUUGUUGUAAAAAAAAGCAUCAGAGCAUCAGGUUUUGAUAUUUUAUUUGAGAUGUUUGUUCUUCAAGUUUGUGAAUAUCUGUUGAGAUAUUUUCAUGAAUAAAACGGCAUAUUAUUAAAUAUUUUAGGUACAAGAAACUGUAUUUGGUGAUUUUCAUGUAUGUUAUGUGACUAUCUUCUAUUUUAAAUAGGAGUACAGGCAGAAGGUAUGUAAAUAAUGCUAAUGAUUUUUUGUGAGAGUGUUGCUAAUGCUGGGAGUAGAUGAUAAUUGACAUAGUUACUCCUGUGAAAAUGGAUACAGGAUAUGUUGCUAUUACAACCAUUAGUUAUGUCACACAAUCUGAUGUUAUUAGAGAUUACCAAAUAGUUAAUACCAAAUAGUACACUUAUAAAUCAGUAAUUUUCAUUUUUAUAUUCUUACUGUCCAGUUUCACAUAUGUGUGCUGCAUGUCAAUGCACUGUAAGAGUCAUAUUCAGUUGAAAACAUUUUAAUAACUUUAUGCUAAACUGAUAUGUACUACCAAAUUCGUGAAAGUAACAUGUUGCUUCAUAAAACUAUGUCAAACUUAAUGAUUGGUAGAACUUGAGUCUAACAAAGAAGAACUUAAUUAUAGUAUGUGUUUGCCUGUUUGAUGUAAAAUGCUUACUGAAACUUGUUAUUUCCAACAAUUAAAAAAUCUAAGUACUGUUACAGUGCCAUAUUUACACCUGUGUAUAAUCUGCAUACCUUUCUUUAGCAGAUUUAACUAGCUUCAGUCAGCUGAAUGCUGUAGUGUGCAGUUAAGGAAAUGUAGGCUGAUGAGAAGUGAAAACAUGUUACUCUUCUCUAGUAAUUUUUUCUACUGUAUCUGUUUUUCUUUAUGACUGAGCACCAAGUCCUCAGUUUACAUCAUUCAUUGCUCUAAAUUAUGGAUUUCCCUUUUGUUCUUCCUUAAACACUCUGGCAGCUAUUGAUUCACUGUGUAUCUCUUAUAAAAGGCCUCUUACAAAUAUCUUUUGCAGUAGUUCACAGAUUAAAUACUGUACUAUCUUUGACAGUCACCAUUUUUUUCCAUAUCAGAUAUCUUGAUUUCAGUCUUAAAUGAGGAAAUAUAUUUUCUUUAUCCUACUUUUUUGUAUCCUUUCCCUUCUUUUAGCAUACCAGGUUUCUUUUUCUAUAAAAAAAGAGGUGCUUAAUGUUUCUAUUGCUGUGUGAGAAUAUGAGUUUAUGGGAUGUCAUUGCCCUUAUUGUUAGAGAGAAAAUGGCUGAGAGUUACAUCUGAAUGCACUGGGUUAGUAAUUACUCUCUUUCAUUUCUCUAUUAUAAACAUCUGUUCUAUACUUAUUGCUCAGAUAAAGUAUUAUAAAUAAUGAUUUGCUCAAGCUGCUCUACAAGAAGACAAAAAUCAUAGCAUGAAGUAUUCUCUUAUCUUUCUUUAUCUCCACUCAUAACAGAGGAAUAUCACUGUUAGUGAAUGCCACUAUUAUUUAAGCAAAAGGCCAAAUUUCAGCCAUUGUCAUGUUAACUCCUGAAACAAAAGGAUUUGCUAACUAAUUCAUUGCUUUAAUGCAGUAUUAAUUAUGACAGUUGAUUUAAGAAAAUGAUAUUAUAUCAUAUAUACUAUAAUUUUAGAAUUAAAGAACUAUUGUGACAGAUGCCACCAAUUAACAUUUACUAACAAAUGCAGUAUUAUUGAAGUAUUAUCAUAAUUGUUGUAAAUCUUUUUUGAAGAUUAGUUACGUGUGUGGCAAAUAACAUUUAAUUACUUUUGUGUCACUUUUAACUCAACUAGAAAAAGUGCUAUGAAAGUCUUCCUUUAGUUUGCUACUAUAACUUUUCUCAAAGAGUUCUGAAGAAUUAUUAAAUGUUGCUGUAAGGAAAUAAAUUUUUAGUUUGGAAAUAAAAUAUUUAUACACCAGAAACAUGUUAACUAGAAGGAUUUCUACUGUAACAUUUGUUUACUGUAUAUGAGUUUGUCUGUAGCAUGUAGAAAUUAUGUUAAUGGAACAAGAAAAUAAUAAAGGAGUUAGUGGCUGGCUCAUUAACUCCAUUUAGACAUUAGUCUUAGUCUAGAGUAAAAGACCAUUUCAAGUGUACAUAAGUAAAACAGAAAAGAAUUCUGGUUGAGUAAUAAAUGUUGCAAUGUUUAGGUCAAACAGGAACUUUUCUACUAAAUUUUUGCUGUAUGUACAAAGAAAAUAAAACAAGAAGAUAGUUCCUUAUUGGCCUGACAAAUCUGGAAAAUGUAGACACCACAAUGAAAAUAUGUCUACUGAUUAUGUAAGGAGCUUCUUUAUGUAGCAAAAAUAUAGGCAUUUAUAAGAGCAUUUUCCUCUGGAGAAAUGUCUAUAAUGAGGGAAGGAGACUUAUGUAUUUGAUAGUGAGUAUGCUUUACAAUUAUGUUGCCCUAACUCUUCUACAAAAGGAGUUUCUGCGUUUUCCAGGCAGUAUUUACAAAGAGAAAAAGUGUGUGCAGCUUCCUGUAUUUUAGGUAUUGUGUGUCUGAGCUUAUGAUGUGCCAUGAUUCAAAUUAACAUUGAUGAAAUUACAUUUUAUAUGGAAAAAAUUGUCAGUGUUGUGUUUGAAAUAUAAUGAUAUUAAACUGCUAUUAGCUGAUACUGUA